CAGCGCGUGCCUGAGGAUGGAGGCAGAGAAGCAGACGAAUGGCUUCGAUUACCUGGAGAGAAGCAGCGCCAAGGCGGAGAACGAUUUGUUCGGCGAGCUUCCCGUAGAGUCUGAACACAACGACAGCAUGGAUGCUGUCAAUGAAAGUAAUUUGGAUGAUGCAGCUAACCAGCGUACUUGCCUCAUCUGUGGGGAUCGGGCCACAGGCCUGCACUAUGGCAUCAUCUCCUGCGAGGGCUGCAAGGGUUUCUUCAAGCGCAGCAUCUGCAACAAGCGCGUGUAUCGCUGCAGUCGUGACAAAAACUGCGAGAUGUCACGCAAGCAGCGCAACCGAUGCCAGUACUGCCGCCUGCUCAAGUGCCUGCAGAUGGGGAUGAACCGCAAAGCAAUCAGGGAGGAUGGCAUGCCAGGAGGGAGGAACAAAAGCAUUGGGCCUGUGCAGAUCACAGAGGAGGAGAUAGAGCGAAUUAUGUCAGGGCAGGAGUUUAAGGAGGAUGUCCCCGAGCACACCUGGGGCAACAACGGUGACAGCGACCACAGCUCCCCCAGCAACGGCGCGUCGGAAGGCAACCAGCCAUCACCCGCCUCCACCCUGUCGUCCAGUCGAUCUGUAGAGAUGAAUGGCUACACCGCGGCCCUCAGGGAACAGUACAUCAACACCUCCAUGUCCACACACUACCAGCUCCUGCCUCACCUUUUCAGCUACGCUGCUCAGUCGGGCCUGUUGACCCCCCAGCCUCGCAGCCUUUACUCACAGUCCCAUCCUCUGGUGCUGCAGCUGGUGGCUGCUGAGGACCUGUCCCCACUGACCACUCCUAUGCUCAUAGAAGACGGGUACAAAGUGACUCAGGUAGAGCUGUUCGCGCUGCUGUGUCGCCUGGCAGAUGAGCUGCUGUUCCGCCAGAUUUCCUGGAUCAAGAAGCUGCCCUUCUUCUGUGAGCUCUCCAUAGAGGACUACACCUGCCUGCUCAGCUCUACCUGGCAGGAGCUCAUCCUGCUGUCCUGCCUCACCAUCUAUAGCGCCCAGAUCUUUGGAGACCUUGCCGACGUCACCGCCAAGUACACCCCUUCUGAUGAUGAAAUCCAGGGCUUCAGUGAAGAUGGGAUGGAAGUGAUGGAGAGGCUGAUAUAUCUGUUUCGCAAGUUCCACCAGUUAAAGAUCAGCAACGAGGAAUAUGCCUGCAUGAAAGCCAUCAACUUCCUCAACCAAGAUAUCAGAGGAUUGUCCAAUAUCUCCCAGCUUGAGCAGCUGAACAAGCGCUACUGGUAUGUGUGUCAGGACUUCACUGAGUUCAAGUACCCUCACCAGCCCAAACGCUUUCCUGAGAUCAUGAUGUGUCUGCCUGAGAUCCGCUGCAUUGCAGGAAAGUUGGUGAAUGUCCCUCUGGAGCAGCUCCCACUCUUGUUCAAAGCAGUCUUGCACUCCUGCAAAUCCAGCCUGACCAGCUACAGGACCGGCCCGUUGCCCUGCCUGCCCACCUCCUCUGCAAACUAACCCCACCCCCCACCCCCACACUGCCUGAGUCAAGGGACCGGUCUCCCCUCCUGUGAAUGUGACAAGCAGCUAGUUUCGUUUUUUUUUUUUAAAUAUUUUUCUUUAUAUAUUUAUUACAUGACAGAGCUGAAUGUAUGCUGAUUUACACUGUGCACAUGCUUCUGUACAAAACAAAUGCUCGAAGAUGCAUUGGUCUUUGGAGUUUACAAGUGUAUUUCCAGUUUGCUCAAUGUGUCGGCGUUGCCGUUGUUAGACUAGACUUUAAAAAGAACUUAUUUUAUUCAGACAGGGCAAUGAGACACAUUAGUGAUUUUAUGACUACCUCAGGAAGAUGUCGUUGCUAUUUUCAGGUACCUUUUCUUGCUUUAAAUGAAGAGUUGCCCAGUCUAAAACCAAACCUGUGGAUGCUUUGGCAUCUCAAUCAGAGACUGAAUGUUUAAAUGAGCUGCAAGAAUCAGAGUUUAAAAACACAGUGUCUUUGAUACACUGGAAAUGAAAAAGUAAUUAGCAAAAUUUUAGCUACUAUAUAUGCAUGGACUCCUAGAUAUCCUGCUUAUGGAGGCAGUCCUGUCAGUUAACAUUCCAUGAGUUAAGGUGACAGUUAUUGGAUAUUUGGGAUCACUGAAAAAAGAAUCAUACGGGUAUUUUUACAAUCAUAAACUAAGAAUAAAAUGCUUAAUAGCAGGGGAAGGGGAGGGGAGGGUAGCUAGGUUUUUUUGUUAUUCUCCCCCAGCCCCCCAUUUUCUUGACCAAAGUGUUAUGCAAUGCUUUCUCCACACACCCAUUGAUGGGUAGGAGCUAACAGCUCAAACCACAAAAAAAGAAAAAAGAAAAAAAAUCUUUCUUAUCAAUGAAGGAUCGGGAUAAGAAACUAAUCAAUAUGUAACAAAGGGGAGACAAAUGUCACUGGAAUUCAUUCUUAAUGCUGCUAAACAAAAACAGAAAGUGUUAUAGAAAAAAAACGGGCUAUUUUAGCCUGCCUCUAGUGCACCAUAAGAACGCUGGCUUACUGUGGUUAAAGUAGCUGUACGUAGAAUCCAAAAUAAUUAAUUAAUUGUGAUGAACUAGUAAUUCACAAUGCACAGACUGCAUGGGUCAAAAUAUUGAAACAAGCUGCUGAAGCUCCAGCUUCUGAACAGCCUGUCUGUUGGAAGGUUCUGUUGGCCAGUAGAGCUGUAGAACAGAUGAAGUGGUACGCUGCGUCAGCUAUUUCUUUUGGCAAAGUGAAAACAAUCAGCCUGACCAGGAGGACAACAGCAGCAUGUAGAUUUUCUUAUUUUUAUCUUUAACCUGGCCAAGAGUUCAUCCGGUGCGACUGACUCAGUGUCUCAGUGAAUCCAGACUAAGUGGAGGGUCUUUGGAGCCUCACCUCUGGAUUGCAUCCCCUCUGUGGCACAUAUGCACAGUGUCUUAGAAAGAAUAGCCAUAGAUAAAUGGUCUUUAUUUUUAAAGUGUGCGAUGAUCAUUUUAAACCACUGGGAAGGGUCCUCUCUGGAUCCUUUCAGCCGUUUUAUGAUGUGCAAACAAUGAAAAGUGCAGGAAAAAUGCAGUCCUCACAACGACUCUUUUUUUUUUUUUUUUGCACACACCGGUGAGGUUCAGAGACCUGGACGCUUGACCGCGCCCACUGCCCACCCAGUGUGUUCCUCUCCCAGGUCCCUGCAGACCUGGAUCUAAACAGGGUAAAGUGAGUGUGCAUUCAGGAGUUCUUCAGUGACCGUGCUGAUGUAGCUGUAGUGUUAGUAAACGUAGGUGCCAGGACAUUGUAGGUUCUCUUGUAGAAAAUUGCCUUUUUUUAUUUUCUUUUUCACCUUAUUUUUGCUCAAGGUCCCCACCCCACCAGUCUUUUAUUCACAGAAAGAGGAUUUAGUCUGAAGGUGAGGCAUGCAGAGUGAUUUUUUUUUCUCGUGGCAUUGGUGAUGGGUGGCAUGAGAGACGGCGGCAUCUUGAGAAUGUUGCAGCUUCUUUGUUAUCAGUUUCUCUGCGUGUAGUCGUGACAACGCCACCAGUCCAAUGCAGCAGUCUUCUUUCAGAAGCUUCAGACAACCUCUUUCUGUUUUUUGAUAUUUUAAAAAUUGCAUUUUCGUGUAUCUCUGUAGUUAUUGGUAAUGUUUGUUGGGAUUUUUCACAUUUUUGUGAGGGGAGGAAGGCAGUCCCCAACAUUUUUCUAAACUUUUAAUAAAUUCGUAACAUCUAUUGUUUUUGCAUAACCCUUGUCCACGGUGGUAUAUGAAAAUAUAAGUCAAUUUAGAUGAACAACUCUGAAAAUAUAGAGUGUGUUUUGUUCUAUGUUUGACUGAAAUCAGACCUCUGUUGUUUGGGAAAACACGAGAGGUGCAGCAACAGAAUUUGGAUAAGAGUUUUUCACUUAAGCUAAAUAAAUAAAUAAAAACUACAUUUAAUUACUUUCGUUUUGUGUGGCUGAACUGACAUUUUUGUUCUCGUUCUUGAAAAUCUGCCUCCAUUCCUGAAAACAGUUAAAUGGAUUUUUAUUUGUGAUAAUCACAUAAAUAAAGACACAUUCUUUGUUACCAAACAAAAAGCAUGCUGCUACACAUGCUUUCUAUAUAAAAAACAUAUUAUUCAUCUUCUUUGUGUUCUGGAGGCAGAAUUCUUAGAACACAUAGAACCAAAUCCAUAUUUUCUUUUAUUGGCGUUCAGGUGACAGGACUUUAUGCAUGACGUAAUCUCAGGGGUAAAUCAUUUUAUGCAACAAAAGUCUAAUCAUUGUCACUUGAUUUAAACAGAAAAACAAAUCUCCCAUCAGUUCAGUUGCUCAGUAUUAUCAUCUGUCAGAAAACAGUGCCAGCUCUCAGAGGCAUGGUGUCUGCACCCAAAGGAAAUGUUAAAUGAAACGUUUGACUAAGAUCAUCGAGCGUUUCCAUGGGAAAGUUGACAUAAACCUGUUAUUGAUGCAGACGCAGCUCUGUGAACAGCCUCAGUUAACCUCAGUUAAAGAAACGAGACUGAUGAGCAGUCAUUAGCUCAUCAGUCCUGUGGCUGGUGGUCUGUUGCCUUUUUAUAGAGGGUCCAAACUUUAAGAUUGUGAACAUUAUUUCACCAGUUUUACACUGUUGUUGGUUUCACAUCACAAUUAUUUACAUAAAAUUUCAUGAAUUGCACCAUCAGUAGUGACAUGGGUCAAAAUGGUCAAGAUUUGAAAAAGAUUUGGUCUGAAAUAUUUACAUUAUGUUAAAUGAACUGUUGGAAAGCUGCGGCUCCUAAACUUCUCUGUUUUUCACCCACAAAAUAAAAAAUGCCGUAAAGAUCCAGACCAACAAACCUGGCUUAUAAACUAUUUAACAAAGUGUAUUGUCAAACAUUAUAAAACCUUUUAUGCUUUCUUGACCAAUAUUUCUACUUCUUUGCAACAAUUCAGGCUAAAUGUCUCACUGGCAAUCAUUUUCAAAGGUAAUUUAAUUUUCUUAUAUCUUAAGACCCCACGCUUGGUGUACGGACCCUAACCUUUGGAACAACUAGAGCCAAGUUUUAUUAAGAAACGUCUGCUGUGAAACUACUGAGCUGUUUUAGGACGGCAGACAUCCACUGUGGAUUUGGACCUGGUGUGUUGAGGGUUGAACUGAAUGGAUGAAUGUCUAAAAACAGCAAAAAUGAUUUUAGAAAGCUUUACACUAAUAUCACUGUCUCUCUAUUUCAGCCAAAAUAUACUGUAAUUCAGUUUAUGCUGUGACCCCCCCAGACUUGCUCCAUGUUGCUGCUGCUGAUGCUAUUUAUGCCUGCAAAUGACUGCAUGUUUAGGUAAUUAUUUUAUGUGAAACUGAUGUCAGUAUGUUAGGAGAUUUUCCUUUAAACUGUAAACUCUGAAGUUGUUUUAGGCAUCACCAACCCACUUUGGUUGUUUGUGUUCAGACAAGCAAUGACCUCAUCAGUCUUGUCAGACUUUAACCCUUUGUCCAACUCAGGCUGUUUUCAGACCUGGUUAGAUAUUAGUUAUUCAUGACACAAAACCACUUUUCAUUAUAAUCUGAUUGUCCUUUAAAAUGUAGUUUACUGGAAUAAGGUUCAGGGAGAUGGACAACAAUGUGGCCUCAGGAAUUUACUGAACAUCAUGUACUGCUGAGUUCUGACAAUUAAAAAGGAUCUGUUGGGAUUUGUUCUCUGUAGCAGCUGACAAGUACAAAGUAAGACAACACCUCACUGCCUGAUCUCUCAUUCCACACAUGCUGGAAAAAAGUCUUUUUUAUAAUUUAUGUUUUUUUUUUCUUUUUUUGUGCAGACAAGAGAGAUGUUUGUAAUUUCUGUACUGAAACUACCUCUUUAUUUGUGACUGUGUUUCUGUUUUUUUCUUCCUAUUUAUUGGUUUCAUUGCAACAAUGUUUGGUCUUUUUCACUCAGUGAUGUUUGAAAACUUAUAUCAAGCGCUGAUACCUGCUUUUUUUUUUUACACACAUUGCCUCAUGUUACGUUUUACCUCAGACACUCCUGUGGUGUGUCACCUCCCACUAUCUACUCAGCCUUUUGUAAAGUUAGCAUCAUCUCAUAUUUGCACUCCUGCCUCUUAUCAUAAAUCCAAAGCUGAAGAUGGAAGAAUGUCAGUGAAAAUGUCAUUGUGCAUUCUGCAGCUAACCAGUGCUUUAUUUUCUGUGUUGACCUUAUAAGUUUCAUCCUGUUAUCUUAUGACAGGCUGUUUGGCAUGUACGUUAUAUUCUCCACAUCAUGAUAUGCCUCUGUGUGUGUGUGUGUGUGUGUGUUUUAUUUUCGUUUAUCUCCUUGUGUUUUCUGAUUGUUGAUCAUUAGUAAGUCAGUUCAAGGUGACACGGAGCACUAUCAUAUCGGACUCUGUCGUUGCUUGUGAUCGAUUCUCACUCAGAGAGUGGCGGUGUGGUCAAAGUGACAUGCUGAUGAUGACGUGCGCUCACUUGCUAGCCUGAGCCUGGCACUGUGUGGCACGAGACCACACAUACUCUGGAAGCAGUGUUAUCACUGAGGCUGGCUCACAUGAUGUGGAAAAUGAUGACGCCCAGGUCUUGCUUUUUAAAGCUGCUUCCAGCAAUUUCGGUUCAGCCUUUCAGUCAGGUUUCCCCUCAGCUGAGAGGCUAUCUUAAAUGACAUCGCUAAUUUAAAGGGAUAGUUUCCCAUUUUUGAAGUGAUGUUCUGUUAAACAGUAGUUUGUACCUUGGCAGUCAUGUCAACAAUCAUAAAACAGCCUAACUAGGGCAGUUUUUAACUAACUUUUUCAAAAACUGCAAACCAGUGUGAAAAGAUGCUGUAUUAGCUAGUUUUACAUGAAACCAACUGAAUAUCUGUGUUGCCACACAAAUGUAUGUGUGCAUAGCAUAGAUUGUUGCAUGCGAAUCAUCCAGAGUAAGCUAAUACUAAACAUAGCACCACAUAAUAAUUUAGAGAUUUAAAUUUAGCUAAUGUGGCAUUCUUCCACACCAGGUUGACGUUUUUGAGAAAGUUAUUUUUAAGCCAUAAAAUUAAUAAGAAAUUGGUCCAUUUGACUUGUAGCCUAGUUUGGAUGAAGACUUUUGCCCUUUUCUGUACACAUCAUCCUCUGACAGAUGUCUUGGCUGAUAAGAAACUAAUUUUUGGUAACUAUUUGACAACACAUCAUUACAAAAUGACCUGAUUAUUCACUUAGUCUUUUAUUUUUCAUCAAGAAGUCAUGUUUAACUGUAAAGAUUUUUAAUGUUUAUUACAUUUAUAUUGCAACCUUCUCUCUUCCUGUAAUGAAAUGAACAAGUUAAUAGAACCAGGAAUUACUUUUUUUUUUAAGGCAAACCAGCAUACGGGUCCAAUCGUGGUGCCGUAGCACUGUCAGAACCCUGUUGUACAGGAGCACAAGAUGAGAGGUUUUUUUUUUAUGUGGGCUUAUCUCAGGGAAGAAAUAGAUUUACACAAUUUAAUCAACUGAAAUGUCUUUUUUUUUCUUAUGAAACCUCUUGUCUGCUCUUUUUACUGUAACUACCUGUGAAGAAUGUGAUGCAUUACGUGUUAAAAAGCAUGUUUAGAAUGUGAUAGGACUUGAAACCAAAUAAAUGUGAAUGUUAUGCAAGUGCAACCAA
Austrofundulus limnaeus is the source of this 7524-nucleotide messenger RNA. It is a transcript of the gene nr6a1a, whose product is annotated as nuclear receptor subfamily 6, group A, member 1a. Gene Ontology annotation, biological process: regulation of DNA-templated transcription. Gene Ontology annotation, molecular function: DNA-binding transcription factor activity; zinc ion binding; sequence-specific DNA binding. The record is from RefSeq and is a predicted model, not a curated record. Lineage: Eukaryota; Metazoa; Chordata; Actinopteri; Cyprinodontiformes; Rivulidae.